CUGCGGAGAUGAAUUGGGUCAAUUUGUUGCUGACAAACGAUGACUGAAGGAGUUAACACAGUGGAAAGAGAGGGAACAAGCUUUAAACAUCCAUGCAACCCUCUUCUAAUCGCUACUUAUAACCCGGAGGAGGGUGCUGUGCGAGAACACCUUCUAGACCGCAUCGCCAUAAAUUUGAGCGCAGAUCUUCCUAUGAGCUUUGAAGAUCGUGUUGCUGCAGUUGAUAUUGCAACCAAGUUCCAGGAGCAUGCUAAUGAGGUUUUCAAGAUGGUGGAGGAGGAAACAGACUAUGCAAACACUCAGAUCAUUUUGGCUAGAGAGUAUCUGAAAGAUGUCACAAUCAGUAGAGAGCAGUUGAAGUACUUAGUGAUGGAAGCCUUUCGAGGUGGUUGUCAGGUUCUGACAUCUGGACUCUUUGUUAGCUUAUUAUAUUUCUGUAUUUUUGGAUUCUAAGUCUGAUGGCUUUGUGUAAACAAAGAGUGUAAAGGUCCAUAGAGUAUGCUUCCAGCUCCUCCUCCUCGUCCUUCACCUUUUAUGACACUAAUUCUGGUAGAUUCUGUUUUUCUUAAACAAGUAGAGUCGGUGAUAUCAUUAGGCUACAAGGGCAUGGCCUGAUUCUUCCAUGCUUGUAGUUCCUCAAAUUAGCAGUGCAGCUUCUCAACUGUUAAACUUGGCAAAGGCUUCUAAUGCCUUCUCAUUUUUCUGAUUUGCAAGAAAUUAAUUCCUCCUCAUGCUAGAAGCCUCAGAAAUGUGUAUUUUUCUUGUUUAGAAAUUGGCUUUGUGUGCUGUGAAACUACUGAUGAUUUUUGUGUUGUAUAAUCGUUUGACAAGUUUUCUUGCAUGUGUAAUGCCUCUCAGAAAACCUGUGGUUUUGAGUUUUCUGCUUUAUUAAUUUGCCAUUUCUUGUGCUUAGGUUGCAGAUGGCAUUAAGUGCUCAAUCCAGAUAACUAAUAAGGACAAAAGCUGUAGAAACUUAUGCGGGAAACUUGUAGUUGUAGGUGGAGGUUGCUGGAUGCUGUCAUAGAAACUCCAUUUCCCUGGGGAGGAAAAAUAAGAACCUAAAUCAUGUGGCUUUUAUAGCACAAACGGCAGCAAGAAAUAAAUGAGUGAAGCACUAUUGGCCUCUUCGCAUCAACAGAUAUGCGAGUUUCUUUUCCCUAGAAAGUAAAAUCAGAU
Messenger RNA from Syzygium oleosum, 1176 nucleotides. Its product is annotated as magnesium-chelatase subunit ChlD, chloroplastic-like. Lineage: Eukaryota; Viridiplantae; Streptophyta; Magnoliopsida; Myrtales; Myrtaceae. The record is from RefSeq and is a predicted model, not a curated record. The transcript has 3 exons. The coding region runs from base 40 to 453 and encodes 137 amino acids.